CAUCACCUAUCGUCCUGCAAGUAGUUCAGCGGCGUCAAGCUGAUUUUACAAUAAUUCUAUGGCUUGAUAGAGGCACGAAAUCACCCGCUUGUACCUGGUUAGUUACCGCUUUCCGUCUUCACCCGACGUCACAUCCUACUUCGACAGCUCUGUUGUCGCUGCAGCUGGACAAUGUCCAUUCCACCCUUUCAUUUAGCCUUCCCUGUCAGGGACGUCCAGGAAGCCAGGGAGUUCUAUUGCGGGGUACUCGGCUGCACUGAGGGCCGUUCCGCAGCCACCUGGGUUGACUUCAACUUCUUCGGGCACCAGGUGGUGGCGCACCUGGUCAAGGGCUACAGCGCCGCAGCAUCCCACAACCAGGUUGACGGCGACCCGGUGCCGGUGCCGCACUUCGGCGCCGCCCUCACCGUGGAUCAUUUCCACCAGCUGGCAGAGCAGCUCAAGGCCAAGGGUAUCAAGUUCGUGAUUGAGCCGCACCUGAGGUUCCAGGGCAAGCCAGGGGAGCAGUGGACCAUGUUCUUCCAAGACCCCUCGGGCAACGCGCUCGAGUUCAAAGCCAUGACUAACCCGGACAACCUGUUUGCCAAGUACGUUGUAACGGACUGAGCUUACUUGUAGAAUUUAACGGUCGCUUGCAGAUGGAAUGCACUCCUGCUGAGUGGCGGGGCUUUGGAGGGCUGUUACGUGCAGCGUUACCCUGUGAUAAUCACGCCGGACGGUGGAAUUGGAACACACCUGCAUGUCCGACGAGAAAAGAAGCGUGCAAGGCAGUGCCAAGGCACCAUAGGCAGUUUAGCACAUUACUAUGACCGUAGAGAUGUCUGACAAUUAGGACAGACGUUGAUCCUGUUGACGGUUUGUAGUAAUGCAGAAUGCACAACCUAUAUGGAUAUACUGUGCCGACAGGUGUGCCGUUUGUAACAUUGAUGAUUUGUAUCGGUUGACGACAACACUUACACCAUCGUACAGGGCACGAAUUUAUAGA
This is a messenger RNA of Astrephomene gubernaculifera, 985 nucleotides long. The record is from the annotation of a GenBank genome assembly. NCBI's taxonomy places the organism in Eukaryota, Viridiplantae, Chlorophyta, Chlorophyceae, Chlamydomonadales, Astrephomenaceae.